This is a messenger RNA of Pelobates cultripes (western spadefoot toad), 366 nucleotides long. NCBI's taxonomy places the organism in Eukaryota, Metazoa, Chordata, Amphibia, Anura, Pelobatidae. The record is from the annotation of a GenBank genome assembly.
AUGGACCAGGGUGCUAUAGCAACGAUCAAAGCGUACUAUUUGCGCAAACCUUUUUCCAAAGCUGUAGCAGAAACAGAACAUGGUGAAGUAACCCUUCAUGGAUUUUGGAAAUCAUACAACAUUUUACACUGCAGAAACAACAUUAAAUCAGCUUCGGAUAAAGUAACAGAAAAGUGUAUGCAAGGUAUAUGGCAAAAAUUCCUAAAACGUUUUGUCAAUAACCAUAAAGGGUUUGACAGAGACCAGUAUAUUGAUGGCAUAAAUCAAAAAGUUGUGGAAUCUGAUAAUGUGCUUAAUUUAGAUGUUGAAGUGGAAGAUAUUGAAGAAUUAGUGGAAUAUGUCGAGGGAGAGCUAAUGAAGAUUUAG